Lagopus muta (rock ptarmigan) is the source of this 3803-nucleotide messenger RNA. It is a transcript of the gene CAPNS2, whose product is annotated as calpain small subunit 2. Lineage: Eukaryota; Metazoa; Chordata; Aves; Galliformes; Phasianidae. Gene Ontology annotation, molecular function: calcium ion binding. Bases 1766 to 2509 code for a protein of 247 amino acids. The transcript has a single exon. The record is from RefSeq and is a predicted model, not a curated record.
GUCUGUUAACUGACUAGAAAUCUUGUUUGCAACGUUUUGUUAAGAAUUACAUACAAAAAGAAUACUUGUUUUGUUACGUCAAGCUUAGUAAACACUUCUUGGCUAGCAAUGUGUACAGGACAGAUAGUUGACUCAUACAGUUACCUUUGUAAGUUUGAGUGAAAAGAAAAGUUGGUUGGUUUGUAGCUUGUGAAAUGACAGUUAUCUCUUGGAAAGCUACAGCAUGAAGAUAACCAUCUUCAUUCUGCUGGUGGCUGAAUAUUUCCUUUUGCCUAUCCCAGAUUUUGAGUUCAUUUACAUUCUAACUGUUUAAUUAAGCAGUGUAGUUGUAAGUAGAUAACUUAAGGCAGAUUGAAGCUUAAUAGACUGUAUAGAAUCUGAAUCAUAGAAUUGCUCAGGUUGGAAAAGACCUUAAAGAUCAUCAAGUCCAACUGCAAUCCAACCAUACUACUCCAACUCUAACAACCCUCCGCUAAAUGAUAUCCCUGAGCACCACAUCCAAACUGUUUUUAAACACGUUCAGGGAUGGUGACUCAGCCACCUCCUUGGGGAGCCCAUUCCACUGUUUAACAGCCCUUUCAGUAAAGAAAUAUUUAUGUUGUGUUUGUGAAAGGUUCUAUUAUACAUUCUGAAGACUCCUAUUGCCUGUCUUCAGCCAUAAAGAAGGAAUGUGCAGGUGCUAAUCUGAUUAUUUAGGCUUUUCUCCAUAGUCAGUAGUGAUCUGUUUCAUGUUAUACUUCUCCCUGAAAGAUGGGAAAACUUGCUGUAUGAAUGUGCUCCCUCUGUCUACACCAGCAGCCCCAGUGAUUAGAGCAUAGUGUACAACUCGUUUUUCUUUAUGCUGCAGUGCAAGCAGCAUGCUUUAUUAGAAGUGCUUAUAAACUCAAGUUUGCUUCUUGGCUUGGGAGCUUUCCUAACACAGCAUCAUUCUUCCCAAUCGAGUUAACUUUAGCAGUACACUUGGCACUAGGAGGGCAUUUUGUUGUACAUGUUGAUUUAAACUUGCCAGAUUUUUCCAAAUAUAAAGAACUUACAGACUCUAAAAUAGAGAUAUAUAUUCCUGUAAAAUAUAUUCCUGUAUUUGCUGAAGGCAUAGAAGCUCUAGCAGAUAAGGUACUCAUCCUUUCCCCGUUCCUAUCUCCUCACCUUGGACCACUGGCUCCUAUGAACGCAAAACUGAGUUCUGAAGCACAGCACAAAUACAAGACAAAUACAGUGUGGCAACCAAUGUAACUAAUGGCAGUGAAGACUCUUUUCAACUCACCUAUCUGGCAUAACUGCUUCAGUGACUAGAAUUAGCACACAAUUAACACACAAUUCAUUAGAAAGCUAAAGACAUAAAAGUUUGCAAUCACAGCCAAGACUUUAGUAAGCUUUCUUGGUGUUCAUCUAUAGGGAGAUCUGCUUUACUGAGAAGCAGUCACACUGCCAGGGGUCUUUUCUAAUUAUUUCAGUUAUAACUUCUGCUGUGUGGCUUUCAGCAUCGUCAGGUUUUGUGGGUUUUUUUGUUUGUUUGUUUGUUUUCAACAAAGAUUUAUCAAAUGUCAUAAAGCUAAUUAUGCAGAGAAGAAGAAAAACAGGAAUGUCAACGGCAGACAGAAACUACUGAGAUCUGCAGUAUUUCUGGCCUCUGGAGUCAUGCACAGGCAUGAUUAAGCAUGUAGAUUAAGCUGUGUUUUGUCCACACCCAGCUCAUACACAACACAGCUCUGGAGAGCUACAGAAGUGCAAGAUCUCUGAGUGACUCCCUUCGAAAACACUUGUGAUGUUCCUUGCUAAGGCUUUGCUGAGCGGAGGAAGUGGUAGUGGUCAAGGAGGGAGCCUUGUACGUGGCCUGGGAGGUCUCCUAACAGGAGGCAGACAUGGAGGAAAUCUUGGAGGACUUGUUGGAGGUCUUGUGAAUUUGAUAAGUGAAGCAGCAGCUCAGUAUAAUCCGGAGCCACCACCACCUCGCAGCCAUUUUACGAACGUGGAAGCUCACGAGAGUGAGGAAAUCAGACAGUUCCGUCGCCUUUUUGCCCAGCUGGCUGGAGAUGAUAUGGAAGUGUCUGCUACAGAGCUAAGAAAUAUCCUGAACAAAGUGCUUUCCCGACAUCAAGACUUGAAGACAGAUGGCUUCAGCUUAGACACGUGCCGCAGCAUGGUAGCUGUCAUGGAUACCGACACAAAUGGCAAACUGGGCUUUGAAGAGUUUAAGUACCUGUGGAACAACAUCAAGAAAUGGCAGUGUGCGUACAAGCGCUGCGAUACCAAUCAGUCCGGCAUUCUGGAGAGAGCUCAGCUGCCAGCAGCCUUGCAGGCUGCAGGGUUCCAGCUGAACGAACAGCUCUGCCAGGUGAUCGUGCGCAGGUAUGCCAGCGAGGAUGGCAGCAUGGAUUUUAACAGUUUCAUCAGCUGCUUGGUGCGACUGGACAGCAUGUUCCGGGCCUUCAAGGCGCUGGACCGCGAUGGAAAUGGGCAGAUCAAAAUGACCAUUGAGGACUGGCUGCAGCUGACCAUGUACUCGUGAAAGCAAAGCAGAAGAGAAUAAGCUUCAUUUGAAAGAUAUAGGUGGAAGACUACAAUGCUGUUGUGUUAUAGAACUGUAGCCGUUGCUUUAUUCUAAGGCAGAUAUAGCUAAAGAUAUUUUGCUUAGCUGUGAUUCCUCUUAUGUAUGCAUUAGCCUGCUUUUCUGAAGUUGUGUAAGUUGUCAGUUGUACAGAUGGUAAGAAAAUUAUCUCUAGACCCUGAAGUGAGGGAAUAUGUUGAAGGAUCAACGCUUAGUUACUUCUUCAGUAAAUGUGGGCUUAUAAAGGAGUUUAAGUAUUAUAUAAAAAACUGUAAGUUUGGUAGUAUUUUGUGAUAUUACUGUGCCAAUUUGUCAGCAUUCACUAAGCUGAAAUAAAGCUGUGCUUGCCUGAAGGCAGUCACUAGUAACGUUCAGUAGAUGGUGAUGGCUUAAUGGCUUAAGUGGUGUGGUUAUUUCUAAGCAGGGGGAUGAACAUUAAAGUUGCAGUGACUAUAAUGACCAAUUAAUAUUUUGCUUCCUUCCUACUACUUUUUCGUGCUGGUCUGCUGAAAUAAAAUCUGCGUGGUAUUGUCAGUUCUACUUGCUGGCAAAGACAAAAUUAAAGAUAACAGGCUACCUUAACAACCUUUUUCUCCAUCUGCAACUCUAUUACUAGUCUUUUCUCUCUCCUUGAAGCCUUAAUAUAGUUAUAAUGAAAACAGCUUAAAAUAUUGCAUUUAUAUUUAGCUUGCUGUAACAAUGUAGUCACACAGCAGCCAGCCAACAAAAAUCUACUUGUAGCUAGCAGAGGUGACUUUCGUCAGAGUGCAGCGUCCCACUUGAGCUAAGUGUGCAGUUUUGAGAUGUCAAUUUUUGAGUAAUAGAACGAGAAAUAACACGAACUGUCAAAGGCACACUAUUUCUGAAAUAAGGAUUAUGUGGAUGAUGACAAGCAGCUUUUUCACUGUGGAGUGGCAAGGAAGGUUUCUCUGCAGGGCUCUGCUGCUUUAAAAGAAAAUUGUCUAGGGCGUGUGCUGGCUGAUUGGAAUGUGAAAUGAGGAGUGGAGCAGCACAGCCUGCGCAGAGAGUCCAGAUGUAAGAGCCCAUGUGCCUCCUGCCCUCCUCACAGAGGUAUCAGUGAUUAAUAGAGAAAUACCACACAGUAUCUGCAGGGCAACUGAAUACUAAAAUGGGGUUCUGUGGUUUGAUUUUGUUUCUAAAUUUCCAUAGCUUUGAUUUCUAAAUCUUACAGUCAGCAAUUAAUAUUUCCCAAGCUGAUGAAACCUCGUUGCUGCUAUGUUUGCAAAAGCCUUUU